AAGAUGGCGCCGGAUCCCUCCCGCGGAGGCUCCGCCCACCUCCGCCAAGAUGGCGCCGUCUAGUGGAAGCGGAGCGAGGAGCUGAAGAGCCAGCGGCCGCCGCCGCCGCCGCCGCCGGGGAUGCCCCAUGCCGGCUGGGUGAGGAAGCUGCUCCUAUGGCGUUUGGGCAAAGCCUCCCUUCAGCACCCGCCCAGGAUACCACUCUCGGAGGCAACCUCGAUCUCCAGCACCAAGGGCUGAAGUGGAGAUCGCAGAUCCCAGCUGCAGCGUGCAACGGCCUACCUCCGCUUCCUGAAGGGCUUCUCUGGGGAUGAUGUGCUUGGUGAGCCAUGAUUCCGGUCACCGAAUUACGCUACUUUGCCGAUACCCAGCCGGCGUACCGCAUCCUCAAGCCCUGGUGGGAUGUCUUCACGGAUUACAUCUCCAUCGUGAUGCUGAUGAUUGCGGUGUUUGGAGGGACGCUGCAAGUCACCCAGGACAAAAUGAUCUGCUUGCCUUGUAAAUGGGUUACCAAAGAUGCUUGCAAUGACUCCUCCAGAGGCUGGCCAGUGGCAACCCUGGACACCAGUUUUUAUAACUCUUCUUUAGCACCAGCUGUGGGCACGGGGCCGACAGGGAUCAAAUACGACCUCGACAGGCACCAGUACAACUACGUGGAUGCAGUAUGCUACGAAAACCGCCUUCACUGGUUUGCGAAGUAUUUCCCUUACUUAGUGCUGCUGCACACUCUGAUCUUCUUGGCUUGCAGCAACUUCUGGUUCAAGUUCCCGAGGACCAGCUCCAAGCUGGAGCAUUUUGUCUCCAUUCUGCUGAAGUGCUUUGACUCCCCUUGGACGACAAGAGCUCUGUCCGAGACGGUGGUGGAGGAGAGCGACCCCAAGCCGACCUUUGGGAAGAUGAAUGGCUCCAUGGACAAGAAGUCCUCCACGGUCAGCGAGGACGUGGAGGCCACGGUCCCGAUGCUGCAGAGGACGAAAUCUCGGAUCGAGCAAGGGAUUGUGGACCGGACGGAAAACGGCGUCUUGGAUAAGAAAGAAGGAGAACAGGCCAAAGCGCUCUUUGAGAAGGUCAAGAAGUUCCGGACGCACGUAGAGGAAGGAGACAUCGUCUAUCGCCUCUACAUGAGGCAAACCAUCAUCAAGGUGAUCAAGUUCAUCCUCAUCAUUUGCUACACUGUCUAUUACGUCAACAACAUCACCUUUGACGUUGACUGCAAAGUAGACAUUGAGAGCCUGACUGGCUACCGCAUGUACCGUUGCGCUCAUCCUCUCGCCACCCUCUUCAAAAUCCUAGCGUCCUUCUACAUCAGCCUGGUGAUCUUCUACGGCUUGAUCUGCAUGUACACGCUCUGGUGGAUGCUCCGGCGAUCUCUCAAGAAGUACUCCUUCGAGUCCAUCCGGGAAGAGAGCAGCUACAGUGACAUUCCCGACGUCAAAAAUGACUUCGCGUUCAUGCUGCAUCUCAUCGACCAGUACGACCCCCUCUACUCCAAGCGCUUCGCUGUCUUCCUCUCCGAGGUUAGCGAGAACAAGCUCAGGCAACUGAACCUCAACAACGAAUGGACCCUGGAGAAACUGCGCCAAAGGAUCACCAAGAACUCCCAGGACAAGCUGGAGUUGCACCUCUUCAUGCUCAGCGGCAUCCCUGAUACAGUCUUCGACCUCCUUGAGCUGGAGGUUUUAAAGCUGGAGCUCAUUCCUGACGUCACCAUCCCGCCGAGCAUCGCUCAGCUCACCAGCCUCAAGGAGAUGUGGCUGUACCACACGGCAGCUAAGAUAGAGGCUCCGGCCCUUGCCUUCUUGAGGGAAAACUUGAAAUCCUUGCACAUCAAGUUUACGGACAUCAAGGAGAUCCCACUGUGGAUUUACAGCUUGAAGACUCUCGAAGAGCUCCACCUGACAGGAAACCUGAGUGCAGAGAACAACCGAUAUAUCGUCAUCGAUGGCCUGAGAGAACUGAAGAGGCUCAAAGUCCUGAGGCUGAAGAGCAACUUGACCAAGCUGCCUCAGGUCGUGACGGACGUUGGCGUGCACCUCCAGAAGCUCUCCAUCAACAACGAGGGCACCAAGCUCAUUGUCCUCAACAGUCUCAAGAAGAUGGUCAACCUGACGGAGCUGGAGCUCAUCCGCUGCGACUUGGAGCGCAUCCCUCACUCUAUCUUCAGCCUCCAGAACCUCCAAGAGAUUGACCUCAAGGACAACAACCUCAAGACCAUCGAAGAGAUCAUCAGCUUCCAGCACCUGCACCGGCUCACUUGCCUUAAGCUGUGGUACAACCACAUUGCCUACAUCCCCAUGCAGAUUGGGAACCUCACCAAUCUGGAGCGCCUUUACCUGAACCGCAACAAGAUCGAGAAGAUCCCCACCCAGCUCUUCUAUUGCCGGAAACUUCGGUAUUUGGAUCUCAGCCACAACCUCUUGACUUGCAUACCAGCAGACAUCGGGCUGUUGCAGAACCUGCAAAGCCUGGCUGUGACAGCCAACAGGAUCGAGAACCUCCCAGCGGAGCUCUUCCAGUGUCGAAAGCUUCGGACUUUGCACCUGGGGAACAACAUUUUGCAGUCCCUCCCUUCCCGGGUGGGCGAGCUGACCAACCUGUCUCAGAUCGAACUGCGGGGCAACCGCUUGGAGUGCUUGCCAGUGGAGCUGGGUGACUGUUCCUUGCUGAAGCGCAGCGGGCUGGUGGUGGAAGAGGAUCUCUUCAACACCUUGCCCCUGGAGGUCAAGGAACGACUGUGGAGGGCUGACAAGGAACAAGCCUGAGAGCCAGUCUCUCUCUCUCUCUCUCUCUCUCUCUCUCUCUCUCCGGAAAAGGACGAGGGGAAAUCAACACCUCGGGCCACAUAGCUAGGGGGUUGAAACCCUCGGGCCCUCCCAUUCCUAUGUUCUGUUCCCCCCACCCCAGAAAACCGUCCAGCCAAAACCAGACUAGCCAUAGAGACUCCGCUCACCCGCCCACCAGCCUGCCUAAGAACCGCCAUGAGUGGGUGGGUAUGGCCUCCUUCAGAAUCGAGGGAGGAGGAGGUGGUGGUGGUGGUCUGGGUCAGGGUGAGCAUUGCGGCUGCAAGCGAGAGGCAGUGUAGCCGUUCAUAGGGCACAGGAAGUUGAACGCUGCCGCCACCGUCACCAAUCAGGACAUGGAACGCUAAAACUCUCACACCAAGGUCUGGCAAGGAGCUGCCUUGGAUCCAAAGAGAGAGGCGGGAAUGGAAAGGACACCCACUACUCUUGUUCAAGCCGCCUGCUGCCGUGAUCUCUCUGUUAGGGCUCUGACCAGAGACAGAGUGUUUUACUGUUGUACAAUCAAGGAGAGGAACCGCACUCAGCCUUCAACCCACGCAUCGCGACACUAGCUUUCUUGCUCACUGACUUUGAUGGCUAAUCAGUUUGGAUGAGGUCAGAGGACCUGAUAGGAGGAAAUGAAUUCUUUAAAUUUCUUUGUUGAGUUUGAUGCUGGCAUUGUUGGUCUUGUUGUUUUUAAAAAAAAUAAUCUUCAGUCUUUUUACCUCUGAUCACUACAUGCAAAAUGUGACUUUUCUUUUAAAAACCUUCAAUUAAAAUUCACCACCGCUAUGUGGUGGUCUGAGAUUAGGA
This is a messenger RNA of Rhineura floridana, 3593 nucleotides long. It is a transcript of the gene LRRC8A, whose product is annotated as leucine rich repeat containing 8 VRAC subunit A. Lineage: Eukaryota; Metazoa; Chordata; Lepidosauria; Squamata; Rhineuridae. Gene Ontology annotation, molecular function: protein binding. The record is from RefSeq and is a predicted model, not a curated record. The transcript has 4 exons. The coding region runs from base 330 to 2762 and encodes 810 amino acids.